AUGGCAGCAAUUGCUACUGACCUCCCCCAGCAACGAGCAGCAACUUCUGUGGAACCGUUAAAAAUGAAUGCUGGUGUUAAAGUACUGACUAAAUCUACUGAUCUUAAGGAGAUUAUAUUAGAGUACGCUGAAAGAAGCCGAUUUGUAGCAAGAACAUUACUCCAAGGGAUGUCUGAAAACCUAGGAUUGGAAGAAGGAUACGUGGAAGAAAUCCUAAAGUUGGACUCAAUGUUCCAACUAUUUGCUGUAAAUUAUUAUCCACCUUGUCCACAGCCAGAUCAAGCAAUUGGGCUCCCACCACAUACAGAUCAUGUUAACACUGCCGAUCAGCUUGAGAUAUUCAGCAAUGGGAAAUACAAGAGUGUGAAGCAUAGAGCUGUUGUGAAUAACCAAGCGACAAGAAUUUCAGUUGUUAUAGCCAAUGGUCCAGCACCAGAUGCCAUUGUUGGCCCAGCUUCACCAUUAGUACAAAGAGAUGGGCGUCCACUGUCUCGGCCAUUCAAAUACAUAGAAUAUGUAGAAACACAGCUCAGUAAUACAGUAGAUGGCAAAGUGAACUUGGAUUAUGCGAAGAUCCAAGACAACUAG
Fraxinus pennsylvanica is the source of this 588-nucleotide messenger RNA. The record is from the annotation of a GenBank genome assembly. NCBI's taxonomy places the organism in Eukaryota, Viridiplantae, Streptophyta, Magnoliopsida, Lamiales, Oleaceae.